GGCUUCAACUAGGCGCAGUUCUGCAUAUCUACUUGGAUACUUUUUCAAAAACAGUAAAUUGUAUCUGGUGGAUGAAGCUCCAAAUAUGAUAUCCACCUUGAUCAUUUUACUAAGUGACACAGACUCUACCACUGUAUCUGCUGCCUGGGAAGCACUUUAUAGAGUUGUUGGUUCAGUCCCGAAAGAAGUUCUCCCAUCAUAUAUAAAAUUAGUUCGUAAUGCUGUAUCCACAUCUAGAGACAAGGAACGUAGAAAGAAGAAGGGUGGACCAAUUGUUAUACCUGGGUUAUGUCUCCCAAAGGCUCUUCAACCAUUGUUUCCCAUAUACCUUCAAGGCGUAAUAAGUGGGUCUGCAGAAUUGAGAGAACAAGUUGCUCAAGGUCUUGGAGAAUUAAUUGAAGUAACAAGUGAAAAAGCACUCAAGGAGUUUGUUAUACCUAUUACAGGGCCUCUGAUCCGAAUUAUAGGCGAUCGAUUCCCAUGGCAAGUGAAAAGUGCUAUUUUGUCAACUUUGACCAUCAUAAUAGCAAAAGGUGGGAUGGCUCUUAAAGCUUUUCUCCCUCAGCUACAAACCACCUUUGUCAAAUGCCUGCAGGACAACACAAGGUAAGAUUUCCUUUUCUACUGCCAUCUUUUGUUUAUUUUUAUUCCUUUUAACAUGAGGGCAUUCACGUAAAAUUACAGGACUGUUCACUCAAGUGUUGCUCUCGCACUUGGUAAGCUUAGUGCACUAAGCACAAGAGUUGAUCCCCUAGUUGGGGAUCUUCUAUCCAACCUACAGGCAUCAGAAGGUGGGGUCCGCGAUUCAAUAUUGGUCGCCCUAAAAGGCGUUGUCAAGAAUGCUGGAAAGAGUGUUAGUGGUCCACGGUCUUAGUCCAUGAAGGUGCUUGCUUUAUUGGUUGGCAGUUUGGUUAUUUGUUAAGACUCGUGUUUUCGAUCUCUUACAGGAGUUGAUAUACAACGACGAUAACCAAAUACGAAGCUCUUCAGCAAGAAUUCUAGGCAUCAUAUCAGAGUAUUUGGAAGACGAUCAAAUUUCUGAAUUACUAGACGAACUCCCGGAAAAUGCUUCAUCUCCUACCUAGACCACUAGGCAUGGGUCACUUCUUACAAUCUCAUCCAUGCUAAGACACAUUCCUACUGUAAUAUCAGCAUCUCCAUCAUUCACAGUAGUUACAAACUGCCUCAAAAGUAGCUUGACCGAUGAA
Molecule: messenger RNA, 1208 nt
Organism: Lactuca sativa (garden lettuce)
Lineage: Eukaryota; Viridiplantae; Streptophyta; Magnoliopsida; Asterales; Asteraceae
Source: RefSeq, a predicted model, not a curated record